AUGGUUAAGAGAAAGGAUGGAGGGAAUCCGCAAGAGGUCACCGGGGGUGGAUUGAAGUAUGCGAUCCAUAACUUGGAUCUAUCGACAGUGGAGUUGUCCACCAGUCCCUUAGACGACUAUCAGAGACUUUUCUUUGCGAGGUUGCUAUCUAGACCUAAUGUAGAUCAACGACGAAACUUGGAUGUUAAGAGAGUAACUUACAAAUCGAGCAUCGCUGAAGCGUUUGCCAAUCCUGCUUGUGUUGUGCCGGACGCGGGGUUGACUCACGAUGGCGCGUCUCCGAGAAUGCAGUUCUCCCAGAGAAGACCCAGUGGUUCUGCCAAGUAUGUGCUCGACUGUUUCGAGUACCAGUUACCUGAUGUGCUAUUAGGCGGUCAAUCUGGUCUCGAGCAGUUUACUUCGUUGUCCGAGGGAUCGAAGGCCAGAUUAGGGCUCGAUGAGCAUCCUGGGAGAGUAUUGAGUGGGACUAUUUCGAUGCCAGGGGAUCCAGCUCAGUCGGAAGGUUUUGUGGCUCCAACGCAGGGCGAAGGAGAUGAACUAGUUGCAAAUCCCUUGACGAAGAAUCAGCAGUUCAAGUUGCGGAAAAUUGAUCACAGUUUACAGCAGAAUAGUAAACUUAUCAACCCAAACAAUUGCGUCCUGUGGACUCACGAAUCAGGUUACGUGUUUUUAACAGGUAUCUGGAGACUGUACCAGGACGUCAUGCGUGGGUUAAUCAGUCUCCCCAGGGUGGAUGAUUCGAAUAGGGCAGAAGUACAGGAAGUAUGCAAGAAAGAAUUGGAUUAUAUCAGUACUACUGCCUUUUAUGAAUCUGGGGCAUGUCCGCCGGCAGGUUAUAGUGACAGGAGAAAAAGGCGUCAAUCGGCUGGUUCCGAUAUGCCUAGUUCCACGGGACAGGGAUCUUUGAGCUCACCCACAAUACCGACGUCGGCUAAUCCCAGCUCCUCAGUCACUCAUUACACUGAUUUACAUUGGAAUGGCUUAUCUCCAGAUUUGAAGCAGAUGAUGUGCGACACGUACCGAAACCAUUUGAUUCAUGAGAAGGGGUUUUCACCACAGGACUUAGUCAAGUGCGAUUUCGCCGAGGUGAUCAAACGUGUUCGUGGUGGAUAUAUCAAGAUUCAAGGUACUUGGCUGCCUUUGGAAACUGCAAGGUUACUUUGUGUAAGGUUUUGCUAUCCAAUAAGGUAUCUACUAGUACCUAUAUUCGGACCCACUUUUCCCACUGAUUGUGAAAAUUGGUUCAAAUACAUUCAAAAUCAGCUCAAGAUAAGAGAGGCCAACUUGAAUAAGCUCUCACCAAGUCCAGUUGAUGUGGGCACUCAACCCAGGAGAAGAAAAAGGAGAGACUCCACUAGAUCAAAGGUUAGUAAGCCAGUAGGGAAUGAACUCUUGAAUGCUUUCCAAAAUCUGUUGGAUAUCUCAAAGAAUCCUCCAGUAGCAAAUCCUACACCAAAGCAGAUUAGUAGGAGGUCGUCAUCAUGCGCACCGGAAUGCGCUUUGAUGCAAAGAAGAUCGUCACUGGAGAAAUUACCACCGAUCAGUGCAAUAAUGCAAUCAAUCUCCCCUCGUUCAUCGGUGGGACAUCACAGUGAUAGCGGGUAUACUCCGCUAAGAAAUAUACACAGAGAUUCAGGGAUGGAAUCGCAGCCCCCAAUACAUCCCAAUCCAACUGUACAAACACUUUCACAUUUGGCAUCAUUUUAUAACACCAAUGGUCAUAGGUAUUCGUAUCCCGGAAACGUCUACAUGUCUCAUCAGAGACCAGUGUCAAAUAAGAUGCAAUUAACACCAAAUGAUGGACUUUUUGAGAUGUACAUGAAUAAGACAAGUUCAGCUCCAAUGCAGGAGGUUUCAGUGAAAUCAGAAAUGACCAAUGCAACGAACUACAAGCCUGUAAAUUUCACUGAUGGUUCUGACAAGUGGUUCCCUCGCUCUAGAGCCCAAAUUUCAGGUAGCGGUAAUAUUUCUAAUCCCGCCAGCCCUGGUCAAAAGAAUAAUGUGGCUACACUUUCAACUUCAUAUCCCGAGAUGAACGCACCCAUGACGUAUUGGUUUAGUGCUACUCGCUGA
Torulaspora delbrueckii is the source of this 2073-nucleotide messenger RNA. It is a transcript of the gene XBP1, whose product is annotated as Xbp1p. Gene Ontology annotation, molecular function: DNA binding; transcription regulator activity. Bases 1 to 2073 code for a protein of 690 amino acids. NCBI's taxonomy places the organism in Eukaryota, Fungi, Ascomycota, Saccharomycetes, Saccharomycetales, Saccharomycetaceae. Gene Ontology annotation, cellular component: MBF transcription complex; SBF transcription complex. The transcript has a single exon. The record is from RefSeq and is a predicted model, not a curated record.